Messenger RNA from Penicillium daleae, 6642 nucleotides. RefSeq names its product putative myosin class II heavy chain (MHC). Bases 1 to 6642 code for a protein of 2213 amino acids. The record is from RefSeq and is a predicted model, not a curated record. Gene Ontology annotation, cellular component: cytoskeleton. Lineage: Eukaryota; Fungi; Ascomycota; Eurotiomycetes; Eurotiales; Aspergillaceae. The transcript is spliced from 2 exons.
AUGUCCUUUCAACCCACCCACCACCCCCGCCUCAUUCCAGAAUUUCCAGAAGCAACGAUAAUACUCCCAGUCACUAACUUGCCCCGCGUGGAUGAACGUUCAGAUCUAGAUCACGCCGUCUCUUCCGCCAGUGCGGCGUCUUCUCCGUUCCACCCCAGAGACGCGCGCAUUUUACGUGACGAAUCGCAUCUGGGCCCAUCCCUACUCCUGUCCUCUCCUUCUUCUGGAGAGUCGAGCUCGUCAACCACCGGUUCUCCUUCCCGGCCGCAUUCCGCGCGGAGCAUCACCCUCGAACCCCCGCAGCUGCCAUUCCUGUCAGCCCACUCCGCCUCCCGUCGGGCCCAGGAGUCUCUCGUUUCGUCCCCGGAGACUCGCCGAGCAGAUAGCAGUGUCUACUACACCACGGCUUGGGGGUCCCCGUAUGCUGCACCGAGUACUCGGCGACUAUCAUUGACCCUCAGCCAAUUCGCCGGUGUCGACCAAGGUUCGCGAGAGACCUCGCCUGCCUCGUCCGUUGCGGCCAAUAAUCCCGAGCUCCGACGUGCAAGUGUCGCUGAAGGACUUCCGGAUCAACCGCUGGAAGGAGAGAAGUCUAUUCGGGAUUUCACCCAGGAUUGGAUCAAUCAGUAUCUGUCAGGACAACCACGAACAGAGCGAAGUAAUUGGUUGAGUGACGAUUCGGGAAGCGAGGCGCCGUCCUUUUUCACUGCGAAGAACCAUCUUGCAGACGACCUUUCUGACGAUUGGCUUGGUCUUGAGGACGAUACUCGCGAAAGCGACCUUCUGAAGACCCCGACCCUUUCGGACUUUGUUGGUCGAAGGGCUGCUGCGCGCGCCAAGGGAAAGAAGAGCCAGCAUAAGCGCGCGGAUACUUUGCGCCAGGAGGAUUUUUGGGGCUUUGCAUACGAUAAGGAAUCACCAAAGGACACAAUGGCUGAUUCUCAGGACCAACAACCACCCGCCGAGGCUGUGUCCCCGGUGGAAAAGCCGCUGCCACCUCCACCAGCGAGUAGAGCGGAUGAUAGUACGAAUACUGGGAACACAGAGGAAUUGUCACAACAGGAUGCUGUCAAGAGGCAGGCCUCUGAUAUCAACACAUCUUCCACCCCGAUUUCGCGGCGACGAAAGAAACUCGCGUGGCGCGGGAAAGCGUGUAUUAUCGACCUGCCGAAUGAUGAUCAGCGUGGUACCGAGCAGUCUGGCCAUCGCCUCUUGACCCGUGAAGACGUGGAGGCACGCUUGAAACAGUGGGAGGAGGAAGGAUGGGAUGUACGUGGGUUUUCAAUUGGUGACGAAAUUGAUCCUUCUACAACAACCGAGCUCGGAGGCCUGAGCCGUCCUUUGUAUCCCGAUCCAUAUGAGGUUUACGAAGAGACAAAGGGGCAGAAGCCAUUCAUUCAAUUCCCCGACAAGGCCGUAUGGGAUGCAUAUGUUGCCGAGCUACAGGAGGAGAAACUGCGAGCCUUGGGUGUCUCAUUCGGCGACCCUGAACCUCAACCCUCGAUCUCUCCCGCAUCGGCUGCGCAGACACCUUUCCCUGGCCUCGUGGCUUCGCCGCCAAUUCCCACUGCCUCGGCGGGAAGCAAUCCGCUUGGUUCAGUGCAUCCUUUCUCGCCGCACUUUGGCCGGCCGGCAGGAAUGACGAGCGGCGGCAUUGGAUCUUUGGCAUCGCCUGCUUCGCAGUUCAGCGUGCAGACUCCGUUCAUGGGUAUGGAACAGAGCAUGAUGCCGGGGUAUCCGUUCCAAUUCCAGCCUACGCCUCCUGUGCAGGGCUCCAUGACUCCCCAGGGCCUGAUGAAUCUUCGCCAAGCCAGUGGUUCGGGGGGUGGAUUCCACGGCUUCAACGAGAAAAAUGUGUGGGAUACCCGGUAUGGACAUGAUGGCCAAGACGAGGGACAGCCCUACCCCACUCCCCAGACUCCAGUCAAUGCUCCGGAUCACUUCCACGCGUCGAACAUUGAGAUUGCUCACCCAACGCCCCGUGGCCAUGGUCAUAACUUGAGUGAGACUCUGCAACGGGGACUCGCCGAAAUGAACCACUCCGAAUACCGCAUGGAUGACCAGAUGGAGCAUCACAUAGAUGAGGAGCACGGUGGUCACCACCAAGGCUUUAAUCCCAACAUCCUUAAGAACCACUGGGCGAUGCAUGAGCAAGAUCAACAUCACCAAAUUCAGAACAGUGGUCGCCAGCCCUCGCACUCUUUCUCCCAGCAGCCUCACGACUUUUACAACGCCCACUUUGGUCAAUCUAAUGCCCACGAGGGCUCGGAUCUGGAAACGAAUCCCAGUCUUACUGGAACCCCUCAUGCUCGUGGUGUCUUGCCCGACCAAGGGCCCUGGCACGAGUCAAAGGCCAGCCAUCACUCGAAGCUGUCUAUCUCGUCUCUCAACGUGGAAGCCAAACCGUUUGACCCAACUGCUUCAUUCACGUCCCAAUCUGCAGCAUUUAGUAACAGCGCGUUCCAGUUUGGAGGCAUGGAUGGAAUGGGCCAAUCCGGAUUCGGCUUUGCCCCUGCGCCAUCGUUCGCGCCGGUUAAUGUGAUGAACGGAACCGUGCAUCAUAACCCCGUGCCCGAGCCCGAGCCCGAGCCGAAGCCGAGCUCGUUCAAGUUCUCUGCUGCAUCUUUCAAUGUGGACGCGCCUGUGUUCAAUCCCUCCGCUAGUCUCAACUCGAACGCCAGCUCUGAACAGCCCUCCGGUAGCCGGACGAAGAUCUUCGGAGAUAUCGAUAUCGCUGAAAUUACCAAGCCUCCAAAGAAAUCCAAGGCCAUUCCCAUUGUCUGCCCAGAUGAAGCCGGAUCUGCCAGGGAGGAAGAGGAGCAGGAAACCAUGGAUGAUGCAAACGGUCGACCAGUCCCCACUGACCGUCACAAGCGCGCUCGUCGUGCCAUUGGCCAUGCCCAAGGCGAGGCUCGGUAUAGCAUCUCUACGCAGCCAUUGGGCGAGACUGGUAACGCUCAAGCAUCAGUCUCUCUCCACACUCUCGCCGAGGGCAAGGAGAAUGCUGCGCCCGAGGAGGAUAAGCAUGCGGAGCGUAGGGGUACUCCGAUGAGCGAGGCGACUACCUGGACCUUGUUUGACGUUAAGAACGAGGGUGAAGAUACCCGGUCUCGUGCUGGAUCGAAUGCUCGCCCUGAUCAAACCGAAGAAGUCAAGGACGAGCCUGUUCAGGAUAACGCCAAUGAACAGAAGCCCGUCAAGCAUGCUCUUCAGGAUUCUAAGAGCUCCAUUAAGAGCACUAUGUUGUCGCCCACGGCUCAGCCUUUCGAAUUCAAGCCUGUUGUUCCUUCAUUCGUUCCGACGAGUGUGCCCGCUUCCAACUUUGCACCGGAAAAGCCUGUUGAGCCGGAGCCUGUCAAUAUUGAGCAGAAGGAGCCGAAGCCUGUCGAGAAGAACCCUGCUCCAAGCGGUCUUAUGGCUUCUCGCUUUGCAACUGCCAGCCCACCCAAGCCUGUGCCAGCACCAGCUGAGAGGAAUACCCUCGAGCAAACACCUCAACAGAAGCUUGAUCUGUCGCGCUGGCAAGAAUCCGCCGAAGAGUCACCGGAUGACGAGGAGCUCAACGCCAUUAUGGAGCAACUCAAUGAAGACUCUGAUGUGGGCAUUGAGCGACAGCACACUCCCCUUCCUCCUCACUUUGUCUCCGAGUCCGCUCCCACCAAGGAGCACCGCUUUGGCUCGGCCGAAGGCCGAAGCGAGGCCCCCAGCCCCAGCCCUGGCGGUGGCCAAAAGACUUACAAGCUCAACAUUCCCAAGCUCGGUUCCGACAUUGAUGCCAUCAGCAAUGCUACUUUCUCGCCUCAGAAGAGCCUUAUCUCCCGUAUUCAGUCUCCUGUUCGCCAGCUUAUUACUGAGAAUGACCAUGUCAGUGAUUGGGAUGAUAUGAUCUCCUCGGGCGAGGACGAGAAGUUCUUCAACCGCAACCGCUUCUUCGACCGUCGUGUCAAUGACAUUGUUGGAUCCGCCAUCGAUGAGCGGUUAACUCCCAUGGAGCGCGCUUUGGCUGUUAUCCAGCAGUCUGUGGCUACGAUUGCUUCCGGGACUGCUAGUCGUCGCGUCCUCCGUAGCACAUCCGCCGAGAUGGAGGACAGCGAUGCGGAUGACGAGGAUGACGGCGAAGAGCAUGAGAGUUCCGUUCGCGAGCGUUCUCCGCACCACAUGCGCGAUCGCAAACUGGAGAUGUUGAAGAGUGUUGUAAUGGAGGCUCUGGUCAUGCAUGAUAUGCCGAACCGUGGCAUUCAGCACUCGAGCCACAGCGAAAUGGCCCAGCUCAAGGAAAGCAUUGCGGAGCUUCAGGCUCUGACGAUUAAGAAGUUGGCCCAGGAUCCUGUUGGUGAUAUGCAAGAGAUACUCGAGGAGUCACUUGCACGCCACAUGGCUCAGCAGACCCCGCGUUUGUCGGAAGCGGACGAGAUCGGUGCUGACAGCCUUAUGCUCCAGAUCGACGGUCUGAAGAGCAUGUUGCGUCUGGCUGAUGAGCGCUCUGAGACUGAGUACAGGCUGCGUCGGGAAGCGACCGACUCUGUCGGUGAGCUCCAGCAGCUGCUGAAGGUUGCCGAAGAGGAUGCUGCUCGUCAUAGCGCUGCUGCGGAAGAUGCGGAGGCCCGUCUUCUCCAGUUCAAGGAGGAGAAGAUUCCCCAUCUUGAGAAGAUGCAGUUCCGCUCCGAGUCUCUUGCUGAAGAGAGUGAGACUCUCAAGGUCACGAUUGCCGAGCUUUCGACUAAGAAUAUCGCGCUCGAGGGCACUUUGGAUGAAUACCGUGUUUCGGCUGAUAGCUUCCGUCGUCAAUUGGAGACUACCAAGAGCGAGAAUUUGUCCUUGCAUGAGACUGUUGAUGCCUUGCGCACUCGUAUUGAGGAUAGCAUGGCUGCCCGCCAGAACCUGACUGAGAAAUUUGACCGGUUGCAGACUGAUAUGGUUAGUGUCACUGCCGAUGUUGCGCGCGAGCAGGCGUCUUGGCGCCGCAAGGAUGAGGAGCAGACUGCCAAGUACAAUGAGCUGUUGGCCUCGUUUAACCGUGAGGUGAAGCUGCGUGAGAAGCUGGAGGAGGAAGUUGUUGUAUUCGAGAAACAGGAGAAGGAGGCUGCCAAGGUCAAGUUCCUCUUCGAUCAGUCGCAGCAGGAAAAUGCCAAGAUGGAGGAGACCAUUGCCGUUCUGCGGGCUGAGAACCACAAUCUUCAGUUGACUGCGGCUCGCUUCGAGCGCGAGUUCAACGAGGCUCGUGACAGUAGUCGCAUGGAGAUUCAGCGUACUCGCACUUCCAUGGAGGCAGACCUCGAGGCUUCUAACAGUCAGGUCAACAUUGUUCGCGCCGAGCUCGAGGCCCAGAUCCUUCGUCUUGAGACCCAGCUGGAUAAUGUCCGUCUUGACACUGAUACCUCCCGCGAACGCUAUGAGAUGCUCCUCGAGGAGGCAAAGGAGUCCCGACUGACUGCCCUUGCUACCGCGAAGGAGUCACGAGAGGUUGCCCUCGAAGAGCAGCGGAAGACUCACGAGCGGGUACUCAACGACCUUCGCGAGCGCCACGCUCGUGCCCUGCACAAUUCUUCCGAGGACCGUCAGCGCGGCGAGGCUCAUAUGAUUGACCGCUUGGCUCUGGCGGACGACCGGGCCAAGCACCUCGAGGAGCGUGUCCAGCAUCUCGAGGAGAAGCUGGAGAUUGCCCAGUCCGCUGCCCGUGCUGCUGCUGAAGCCGCUCAAACUGCCAAGGCAGCCCCCAGCACAAUCUCAGUUCCAGCUCCAGCAGCGCCCACCCACUCGACGUCGCCUUCCAUGUCAUUCAGCAAGGGAUCCCAGGAGCCGGAGAGGAUUUCCCCGCAGGCCCUGCGUGAAUCGAUCUUCGUCUUGCAGGAUCAGCUCCAGCAGCGUGAGACUCGCAUCGAGGAGCUCGAGCACGAAGUUGCAUCUAUUGACAAGGAUGCCCCGAACAAGGUCAAGGAAAGGGAUAGCGAAAUAAACUGGCUCCGUGAGCUGCUCGGUGUUCGCAUCGAUGAUCUGCAGGAUAUCAUCAAGACUGUUUCACAGCCUUCCUUCAACCAGCAUGCUGUCCGCGACGCUGCUAUUCGUCUGAAGGCUAAUCUGCAGAUGCAACAGCAAGAGCGGGAGCGUGCGCUGACAGGGUCGGGUCUACCAUCGCUCCAAUCUCUCACUGACCUCGCUGCUUCUCCCCGUUCACUUCCCCUAGCUGCAGCCGCCGCCUGGGGUAGCUGGCGUAAAGCCCGUGAGAGUGCCAACGGGGGCUCCACCCCCUCCGAGCAGACCCCGUCCAAGUCCAGCAACGCCGGCGCCUUUCUAUCCGGCCUCCUAACGCCUCCGAGCUCCCAUGCCCGCCAGAAUGCUCCUAACACUAGUGGUACCGGACGCGCUUACGCAGAGACCCGGCCAUUGAGAGGCUUCAACUCUACUCCUCGCCGUGGCUCAGUCCGCCAGGAAGUCCCCAUCGCCGAGCCACCCAAGACCCCUCCUCUCCUCCGCCGCUCGAGCUACGAUCACGACGCCGAGCCGGGGAACUAUGAGGAUGGCAACUUUGCCUCGGAUGACAUUGAGUCCACCGUUGACGGGAUGGUCUCGGCAUCCCCCAAAGACUCAGACGAGGGACCCUUUGGACCUUCGAUCUCUGCUGAAGCCAUCGCCGAGGAGUAA